AUGCCCGGUCACGAGUCCCGCCUGCAGCUCCUUGGCCUCUCCUGCCUGCUCUUCGUCCUGCUCGGCCAUGUCCCGGCGACCGAGGCCUUACACCGUUGGAGUCCCAUGAUGAAGGCCUUCCGGUAUCUCCAGGAGACGAUGCUUAGAAAUAGCCUGGAACGGGCACAUCUUAACCAUGGGAUUGUCUUCGAGUGCCGAACCAUUUCCGCCAAGGACUUUGGCAACGAAGUUCACUUCAACUUGCAACUUGGUGAUUUGCGUGGCUUUCGUCGCUUGGAUCCUAAGAAGAAGUUGGCUUUAUUUCUACAUGGUUGGAAUGAUCAGGGCAGCAAGGACUGGGUGCAGGAACUUCUACUAACUUGGACCCUCUUUGCCUCCAAUUACAAUGUCUGCGUGGUGGAUUGGGGAAACUUGUCGCAGAAUGACUACAAAAGCGCCUCAAUGUCCAUUUUCGAUGUGGGUCUCACUGUGGCUGGCAUAAUCAUGGCCCUGGAGGAACUGCGUCCGAGUCACUUUCAUCGCAGCAAUGUCACCUUGGCAGGAUAUAGCCUGGGUGCCCAUGCUGCCGGCUAUGCGGGUGCCGUGCUCGAGGGAAAGGUGGAGCAGAUCAUUGGCUUGGAUCCUGCAGGACCUUUGUUUUCCCUGCCCGCAGAGGUGGCCCCCAAGUACAGAUUGGAUCCUGGUGAUGCUCAAUUUGUACAGGUGAUUCACACUUCAGGUGGAACACUGGGCACAAGUCUUAAGUGUGGUCAUGCUGACUUCUAUCCAAAUGGAGGAAGAGCACCGCAAACGAAUUGCAAAAUGUUUGCCAAUCUGCGGGAUAUGCAAAACUCCAAUCCCAUUGCCUGCAGUCACUCGGCGGCGGCUAUCUUCUUCCGCCAAUCCAUGGAUCCGGAGUAUCCCUUUGUGGGUUAUGAGUGUGGCUCCUACCGCGAGUUCUCCGCCGGCUAUUGUGAUGGCAAUCGGAGAGCCCGCUUUGGGAUCCAUUCGCAAAGGAGGGCAAAGGGUAGCUUCUACUUCCGCACGGAACCACAGCAACCUUAUGUGGAGCACCGGCAGGCCAAUUGGUUAAGUGGGGUGGGUCGCAUGGCCACAGGCAGGGGUCAAGGUCAGAUCGUAAGCCGCCCCCUUGUGCUCCGCCUCUGGACAAAUAGGCGGCGGCGGGAGCGGAAGAGGCAGAGAAGAAGGAGAGAGAGAGAAGGGGCAAAGGACUGCCAAGGAAUGCGAAUGAACGUGAGUCCUGGUCAAGUGGCAGAAGGAGUGGGGUUUUGUUAA
Drosophila serrata is the source of this 1275-nucleotide messenger RNA. Its product is annotated as endothelial lipase. Gene Ontology annotation, molecular function: serine hydrolase activity; lipase activity. The record is from RefSeq and is a predicted model, not a curated record. NCBI's taxonomy places the organism in Eukaryota, Metazoa, Arthropoda, Insecta, Diptera, Drosophilidae. Gene Ontology annotation, biological process: lipid catabolic process.